Molecule: messenger RNA, 1592 nt
Organism: Bolinopsis microptera
Lineage: Eukaryota; Metazoa; Ctenophora; Tentaculata; Lobata; Bolinopsidae
Exons: 7
Coding region: 41-1039 (332 amino acids)
Cellular component (GO): cytoplasm
Molecular function (GO): calcium ion binding
Source: RefSeq, a predicted model, not a curated record
AGGGAAUCAAAAGAAAUGUAGUCCGCCCAACAGUUCCAGCAUGAAUUCUAUAGACAAUAGAAAAAGCAAGUUUAUAGGUGGGGUGAGGAACGCGGACCGAACACUCCUGGUGACCGGCACUGGAAAUGUGCAAGGUAGCAGGAGGCAAUCAGUUUCAGUGGUGGAUCAGACAGUGACCCAGCCCGCUGUAAGAGGAGUUAUAAACGGAGCCAUGGCUAGAAGCAAGGAGCUGAGGAGACAGGCCAGGAGAGCAGCUCUGCAAGAUGCUGUUGAUAAUCUCAAGUCAAAGUCGGGGCGAGGGGAGAACCUUACGUUGGAGGAGAUCAUCCCCGCUGAUGCCAGACACAGGAGUCACAGUCGAGGUUCGAUAGACACAGACGAGUACAGGGACGAUUAUGACGAUGAAUCUACCGACAAAAGCGGGUCCGGGUUCAUGAACACAUUCCGGACAGCAGUACAGAGAGCGUACGAUGCAGUGGGGGACCCGGAGAAGGAGGGAGUUAACCAGGAUGACAUCACAGAUAUCUUAUCCAAACUAGGAUACUCCUCAGAAGAUCGGGAAACUCAGAAUAUCCUCUCACAGGCCGCUGUCAUGACAACCAACAACCAGAACAUGAAGUUCCAGGAGGUGUUUAAGUUAGUGGUGGGAAGGAACGAGGAGGAGACGUUGGCGGAUAUCACUAAUGCGUUUGAGAUAUUUGAUAGGGACGAUGAUGGGAAAUUGCAGACUAAAGACCUUCACAGGGCAUUAACAAGAAUAGGAGACGACCCUUUAACAGAGGAGGAGUUCGCAGAGAUAUUAUCCCUAGCAGAGCUGGACCCUGACUUCGAGGCCUUCUUCGACUACAAAGACCUAACCAAUCACAAACUAGCCCUCAGCUACGCCAGCAAGACCGCUAAAAAACACCCGAAAUUCUGGUCUAAAUCUGAAAAUACUGAUGUGGGCAAAAAGCCAGCCAAACGGGGAGGACUUCUUUCCAAGUGGAACAUGGUUCCCCCAGACCUAGUUCAGCGGCUCAAUAUGAGCAAAAACAAAUAGCACAACCCUUUACUUCGUCACCAAGCCGAAUACUCAUCACUCCACCAAUCAGAAAGUUUCGGGGAUAGCGAAUUGUAGCCUUAUAUAUCAUCAAAGAGACAAAGCUUUUUUUUUCGUUAUCCAGCAUUUUUGGAAUCGCAAUAUCAUUCAUGAAAAUUUGCUGGUUCUUUACUGAUAAUGAUAGUUGAAAUUCGAUAUCUAGCGCUAUCGAGCGCCAUAUAGCGCUAUUUCAUAUUUGACACUAUAUUUGACGAUAGCAUUUUGGGAAUAGCAAUAUCAUUCAUGAAAAUAUGCUCUGUUGACUAUUUUCAUGCUGUGUUCUUUUGUAUCUACAUACUGCAUUUAAUCAAGACGUAUUAGACUUAGAGAAGCCUGAUACCGAUUUUGUAAGUUGAUUUUUCCAGCCACAGACUUGGCAAGAACAUUGCAGUUUCAACUUUUAAAAAGUAUAAUGAGAAAAUGAUCUGCAAGUGGCCGGUCUGUAAUCUUACUUUGUUUAAACUUGAACAAUGAUUUGUUCAAUGUUCAUCAUAUUCGAAUUUAAUUACUAAUA